This is a messenger RNA of Selaginella moellendorffii, 908 nucleotides long. Its product is annotated as bidirectional sugar transporter SWEET1b. Gene Ontology annotation, biological process: carbohydrate transport. The record is from RefSeq and is a predicted model, not a curated record. Gene Ontology annotation, cellular component: membrane. The transcript has 5 exons. Bases 44 to 847 code for a protein of 267 amino acids. Lineage: Eukaryota; Viridiplantae; Streptophyta; Lycopodiopsida; Selaginellales; Selaginellaceae. Gene Ontology annotation, molecular function: sugar transmembrane transporter activity.
UUGAAAGAGCUAACGCUGCUCAGGAGGCUCGAAAAUCAUAGCAAUGGAUCAAAUAUUACACGCGAAAUUCAUCAUUGGAAUCAUAGGAAAUAUUGCUACCAUAUCAACCAGCCUCGCUCCAAUCCCAACUUUCUGGCGGAUUUGCAAGCGAAGGUCCACGGACGAUUUCUCGUUUCUUCCAUACUUAAUGUCAUUUACAUGCAAUCUUUUGUGGGGAUGGUACGCUCUCCCCUUCAUCACCUCCAACAAUUUCGAGCUUCUAACCAUUUGCAUCGCACAAGUCUCACUCCAAACAAUCUAUAUCCUCCUCUACUUUACAUUCACGGACCGCUACCAAAAGGCAAGCCCUCUGGAAAGAGUUUUUCAAUCUCAAACUUUUGGCAACAUUGUUUUCCAGAUCAAGCUCUUUUUCUCGAUCCUCUUCGUGGGCUUUAUCUUCGCGGUUGAUUCAGUGGCGUGCCUGAAAAUACUUGGCAAGUCUAGAGGGCAAUUCUUUGCAGGAACAAGCGCCACGAUCGCAGCGCUUCUUUGUUUUGCGUCACCACUUUCGAUAAUGGGACUGGUCAUCAAAACCAAGAGUGUAGAGUAUAUGCCACUUCUGGUCUCCCUUGCGCUCUUAUUCAAUUGCGUCACUUGGACGGUUUAUGCCCUUUUGGGGAAAGACGUGUUUCUCACGAUUGCCGAAGCCAUGGGAACUGCAUUGGCUGUCGGACAGCUGAUUUUGUAUGCUUGCUACUGCCGUGUCAAAAAGCCACCGGUCCAUGUGGAAGAGUCACUCUUUGAGUCGUCUAAGGACCACUCCAAAGUGGAGAUUGCUGUCAUAGUUGCACAGCCAUCCGAGGAUUAGGAAGAGAUUAGAACCAUUCAAUUGAUCCGGCUCCUAAACCAAGCUCACAACGCUUGAACAA